CUCUCCACUUCCCACCAGCAGACUACGCACUCGGUCGAUCCGUCUCUGACACCAUACGGCCCUGCAAACGUCUCUGAGAGAGAUGGGGAGCAGCAGCAAGAAAGGAAGGACAGAAAUGGAGGUGGGGGAAGAUGGUGUAGCUGUCAUUACCAUCACUAAUCCUCCUGUAAAUUCAAUCUCCCGUGACGUGUUACAAAGCUUACAAGAGAAUUACGAGCAAGCUCUACGAAGAGAUGAUGUGAAAGCAGUUGUUCUUACAGGUUCGAAGGAAAAAUUUUCUGGAGGUGCGGAUCUCACCACUUUUGUUGGAGAAAGUGGAAAGGGGAAUCAACAAAAGAUUGGUUAUUUAUCAAUAGAUGUUUUAACCGACACUUUUGAAGCUGCAAGAAAGCCUUCAGUGGCAGCAAUUGAUGGUUUUGCAUUUGGUGGUGGACUGGAGGUUGCAAUGGUUUGCCAUGCACGUAUUUCUACCUCUAAUGCUCAACUAGGCCAGACCGAGCUUCACUUUGGACUUAUUCCUGCACUUGGAGGAACUCAGCGGCUACCACGCCUUGUGGGUCUUUCUAAGGCCCUGGAAAUGAUCUUGAUGUCAAAGCGAAUAAAAGGAAAGGAAGCUCAUGCCUUAGGUCUUGUGGAUGACAUAGCUUCACCAAAUGAAUUAGUAAUGACGGCUCGUCGCUGGGCUUUGGAUAUUCUUGAGCGUAGAAGACCAUGGGUUUUAAGUCUUUACAGAAAUGACAAGUUAGAGCCUAUUGGGGAGGCUAGGGAAAUCCUCAAGUUUGCAAGGGCCCAGGUCCAAAAACAAUCUCCCAAUCUUCACCACCCAUUGGUUUGCAUUGACAUCAUUGAAGAGGGUAUUGUUUCAGGCCCCCGUGCUGGACUUUGGAAGGAGGUGGUGGAAUUUCCAAAAAUUGUUGCCUCUGAUACAUGCAAGAGCUUGCUCAACAUCUUCUUUGCACAACGUGCAACCUCAAAGGUUCCAGGGAUCACUGACCUGGGUUUGUUGCCACGGAAAAUAAAUAAAAUUGCCAUUCUGGGUGGAGGAUUGAUGGGUUCUGGAAUAGCAACCGCAUUGAUACUAAGCAACUAUCCUGUGAUCCUCAAAGAAGUAAAUGAGAAGUUCCUAGAGGCCGGAAUUGGUAGAAUCAAAGCCAAUUUGCAAAGUCGAGUCAAGAAAGGGAAAUUGACUCAAGAGAAGUUUGAGAGAACUCUCUCUCUUCUCAAGGGUGCUCUUGACUAUGAAAGCUUUAGAGAUGUGGACAUGGUCAUCGAGGCUGUUAUUGAAAACGUCUCUCUGAAGCAACAAAUAUUUGCAGAUCUUGAAAAGUGUUGCCCUCCACAUUGCAUACUUGCUAGUAAUACUUCUACAAUUGACUUGAAUUUAGUUGGUAAAAGGACAAAGUCUCAUGAUCGAAUUGUUGGGGCACAUUUCUUUAGUCCUGCUCAUGUUAUGCCACUCUUGGAAAUAGUUCGUACAGAAAAGACAUCUCCUCAAGUGAUCGUUGACUUGCUAGAUGUUGGGAAAAAGAUCCAUAAAACAGCUGUCGUGGUCAGAAAUUGCACGGGUUUCGCUGUCAGUCGGAUGUUUUUUCCUUGCUCACAAUCAGCAUUCUUAUUGGUUUAUCAUGGUUUAGAUGUCUAUCAAAUUGAUCGUGCAGUUACCAAAUUUGGAAUGCCAAUGGGCCCAUUCAGAAGGGUCGAUCUGGUUGGUUUUGGGGUAGCAAUAGCAACCGCUAUACAGUUCAUUGAGAAUUUUCCUGAAAGAUGUUACAAAUCGGUGCUAAUUCCAAUAAUGUUUGAGGAUAAGAGGGCAGGUGAAGCUACUCGCAAAGGUUUCUAUGUAUAUGAUGAUAAACGCAAGUCUAGUCCAGACCCUGAAGUAAAAAAAUACAUUGAGAAGUCAAGGAGCAUUGUUGGUAUUACUGUUGAUCCCAAGCUGAUGAAGUCAUCAGAUGAAGAUAUAGUGGAGAUGAUCUUCUUCCCGGUCGUUAAUGAGGCCUGCCGUAUCCUUGCUGAGGGAAUUGCUGCCAAGUCAUCGGAUCUCGACAUUGCUUCUGUCAUGGGCAUGGGAUUCCCUCCAUACAGGGGAGGGGUUAUGUUUUGGGCUGAUUCCUAUGGAUCCAAGUACAUCUGUUCGAGGCUCGAUGCAUGGACAAAGACAUAUGGUGAUUUCUUUAAGCCAUGUGCCUACUUGGCUGAAAGAGCUGCCCAAGGCACUUCUCUGUGUGGCCCGGUGGAGCAGACGAAGUCUCGACUAUAAAAACGAUCCACUUCCAUCCCCCAGGAAGUGUCCCUCUUAACAUCCAUGCAAGCCAAUCUACAGGUGGGCCAUUAAGAAGGUAACCAUUUAAAUGAGAUGGGUCGCAUGUAUCGCGAAUGAAGGUGGUGCUAGUUUUUAUAGAGGCUGCUAAGAGGCCAUUGAUAUCAUGAUAGAAAUCCUCUAUGGACUUGUGUUGUUGUAAACAUGUAGCUGAUUUAGUGAUAAAUCUUGUGGAAUUAUAGUA
Molecule: messenger RNA, 2504 nt
Organism: Magnolia sinica
Lineage: Eukaryota; Viridiplantae; Streptophyta; Magnoliopsida; Magnoliales; Magnoliaceae
Product: peroxisomal fatty acid beta-oxidation multifunctional protein MFP2-like
Exons: 18
Coding region: 83-2260 (725 amino acids)
Biological process (GO): fatty acid beta-oxidation
Cellular component (GO): peroxisome
Molecular function (GO): (3S)-3-hydroxyacyl-CoA dehydrogenase (NAD+) activity; NAD+ binding
Source: RefSeq, a predicted model, not a curated record